AUGGGUUAUCACAAGGAAGGAAGUUUAGCCCUAGCGUUAAUAUUACAAUUGUCACUCAUCAUCGAUGGUAGACACAACACAGGCAAGCCUGAAUACAAAACCGUGGCCGGGCGCACGCGCGUCAGUGCCGAUUCUAAACCGGUGGAAAAAGACAAUUCGUCUGCCUGUUGUAGUCGCGGGCGCGUCGCGAAUUACGGACCAACCGUGAACAUACAGCACAUCAGCCAAUCCCAGGGGAUCUUCCCUCAGCUGGCAGUAUUCGCCGACAGCGCCCACAAAAGAUCCGAAUGCGGUAUUGGUGCCCUGAUGCCAUGGCUGGAGAAGCUUUACAUGGUCACUUACCUGUCCGUGCCCGAUGGUGGGAAUGGAACCGGUCUCUAUUCCAUUGACAAAAACAUGCAGUUGACCAAGUUAGCCUCUCACCAGUCCACAUUUGCCAACCGGUUGAUCCACAAGGAAACCAGCCAGAUUAUCAUCGGACCAUGGAUCAUCGACAGCAAGGAAACCAUCCGGACGUUCUCUCAACUACUGCACGUGCGGAUUACCGCCACGGCUGAGCACAUGGAGGCUCCAGAAAUUCAGGUGUACAUGUUAGACAUGGACGGUCCAUUAUGGGAAUGUGACGUCAUUCGCCUGAACUGCAGUCAGUUAUACAACCUUGUGGACGAACUAAAGAUACCGUUCAAUCAGCAGCCUCAUUUCAAAGCGGCGCACACGAUGAACGGCAGGCUAGUGGUGGCAAGCAACACCUUCGAUGAAAAUGACCUUAUUGGAGAGCAGCACGGAGGCAGGCUGGCUGAGUGGCAGGGGACGGGAAAGGACUGGACCAUCUUAGAGAACACUGCUUUUGUCGAGGUGACGGGCAGGCGGAACCUGGGUCAGGUGAUCUACGCUGUAGGCUGGGAUCAUCGUUCUGUCAUUCUCAAGGUCUUCGACGGCCAAACUAGCGACUCACAGUCAGAUUCAAAAGACCCUUUAAAUCGCGGGUUGUGGAAAACGUACCGCUUGCCUAAAGCCAGUCAUGCUUAUGAUCAUUUGUGGCAGACAGAGUGGACGAGAAUACGAGAAGUGGAGACGGAACGCUAUUUGAUGGACGCUCAUGGAAUGUUCUAUGAGUUAUCUCCUCUUGGUUGGGCCGGAAGUACUUGGGGCAUUCGGCCUAUCAGCCAACAUUUGCGUAUAGUUCCGGAUUUCACGUCAUAUCGGGGUUUUCUGGUUCUUGGUGGAAAUCAGGUGUCAAGUAUAUUUGACAGCAAUGUCGUUACCGGACAAUCUCAGUCUGGUUUAUGGUUCGGCAAAACAGAUGAUCUCUGGGCUUUUGGGAAGCCACAAGGUUGGGGAGCAGUUUGGCGGCGAGAUAGAGUUACCAAAGGGAAACCAUCGGAUCCUUUUUUGAUGACUGGAUUUGACAAAAAGGUCGUCCAUUUUAUUGUACAUUCUGAUAAGGCAGUGCAUUUUACAAUAGAAGUGGACGUGACAGGUACUUCAGGUCAGCUGUCAGGUGAAGAUUGGCAGGUGAUGAGGCGACUAACAGUGGACACAUACGAGUACUACUCAUUCCGGGACGGUUUUACUGCUCACUGGGUCAGAGUUGUGGCCAAUGCGGAUUGCAUGGCCACGGUCUACUUCAUGUACACGUGAUCAUGAAUCUUUCCCCAUGGACGCCGGUUUGCGCAUGUCUACCGUUCUCAAUGCAAGAAGGUUAAACGUAUAACAGUUUUUGUUACUAAUAUCAAUGA
This is a messenger RNA of Liolophura sinensis, 1739 nucleotides long. RefSeq lists its product as uncharacterized. The record is from RefSeq and is a predicted model, not a curated record. Lineage: Eukaryota; Metazoa; Mollusca; Polyplacophora; Chitonida; Chitonidae. The transcript is spliced from 7 exons. The coding region runs from base 1 to 1641 and encodes 546 amino acids.